AUGGGCCCAGAAAGCCGGAGCAACGUUGAGCGCCAGACUCGGCGCAAACCAGUACCGUCCUAUAUUCCGCCUUUGGGAUACGAUGAAGCUUUGCUUCUGGCUUCCGCUGACACGCAAGCGCAAAGUUGGGAACCAGCAGACAUGAAGUCGAACUCACUGAGGGAAAAUUCACAGCAAGCCUUUGCGAAAGGAACAAAUAAUAACGCAACAUUCGGGGUGCGUGAAAGCGAAUAUGAACUGGUAACAACAGACGAAAAUACCGGAGAAAGGAGACUGCCUACGCAAAGAUCACGUUCGAUAUUUUAUAUCCUGCAGGGUUGGUGGCCAGAGCUUGUGUGGUCUCUCGUGAGCAUUUUGUGCCUUGUUGCGCUCGUUACGGUGUUGAGCUCCUACGACGGCAAGCCUCUGCCGAACUGGCCUGCAGGGUUCACACUUAACACUGUCAUCGCCUUCAUAUCAACUGUAUGCCGCACAGCAUUUGUCCUUCCAGUAGUGGAGGGCUUGUCGCAAUACAAAUGGAACUGGUACAAGUCCCCAAGGCCUCUGGCGGAUUUCCAGAUUUUCGACCAAGCCAGUCGAGGCCCAUGGGGCAGCUUGAAGUUGUUGGUUACUACCAAGGGCAGAAUCGUGGGUCUUAUGUCUGCAAUCAUUCUGGUGUCGGGGAUCGCGACCUCGACACUUACGCAGUCUAUUGUCACAUACCCAACCCGACCAAUUGCCCUAGCGCAGAAUGAUAGCGCACUCACAUUGAGAAAUGAAGGAUACUUCUGGGCAACUGCAAACCAAAAUGCAGUCAGAGAUAUUAUGUUUCCAAUAAACCAAGCCAUUCCCCGUAGCCUCAAUACGCCGCCGGAUGAGGUUAUGCCGUACCAUCAAGCAAGCUGCCAAACUAAUAACUGCACGUGGCCACUCUUUACCUCACUUGCUGUUUGCGUGGAUAUGAAGAAUGUUACUGACCUCUUAGAAACUGACGGCGACCCUACUGCGCCCGGCACGAACGCUACUCUCCCCAAUGGCGUAAACAUGCAACGAAGCAACUAUGGGUAUGGCAACAUGAACAUCUCCACAGGCACUAGUCUAUCGUAUAACGGCACCGAGAUUUUGGAGGCGAAACUUUUCAACUUCUUCGUCUUGAAUGGUCCCACACUACGAGCGACGGAGAUCAUGAUGCACUGGUGUGUUAACACCUACAACGUCACGGUUCAAAAUAAUGUACCAAUUACCCAGAAAGUAGCGUCAUACACGAAGCCCAACACUGGAGAGGUAUUCGUGAAGAGUUAUAACAGGACAAUCAACGGUACUUAUUUGACCUCGCCGGAUAGCCCUGGGGCACAAUAUGUUGCGGACGGGCUGGGCCUCAGUGAGAUUGCAACAAGUCUUUCGAAAACAAUGGAAGGAUACUACAUCGACUUGGGUUCAUACGACUUCGAUAACGGUGUGGGAAUUUAUGCCACAGCCCUUUCACGCGCAAAAAUUGGCAUAAACCCAAGGAACGAAUCUCAAAAACUAGACGAUGCCCAGUUUGAGACGCUGAAGAAUCUCACGCAGAACAUAGCUAGCGGAUUAACUAAUGCGCUACUCACGACAAAUGAAAGUGGAAGCGCUUGGCAAGAUGAGCGAUUUGUGGAAAUACGUUGGCCAUGGCUGUCGUUGCUAGCGGCCCAGGUUGGGCUUUCGAUCUUGACGCUUCUCAUCAUCAUCAUACAAACUGCAGGCUUGGAUAUUGAUAUUGUGAAAGGAUCACCACUACCGGCACUGCUUGCUAUCACCCCAGAAGAUAAGAGUGCCCUCUUGAGAGAAUCCCAAGAUAUAAAUGUGUAUAGAAAAGACAUGGAACUGCAAGUUCCGCACCUCAGAGCACAUGGCAUUGUUGGAGGCCUAGAGAGAAGGGGGGAAGAAUGGGUUCUUAGAAAUGCUGCAAGGUAA
Messenger RNA from Colletotrichum truncatum, 1926 nucleotides. RefSeq lists its product as uncharacterized. NCBI's taxonomy places the organism in Eukaryota, Fungi, Ascomycota, Sordariomycetes, Glomerellales, Glomerellaceae. The record is from RefSeq and is a predicted model, not a curated record.